This is a messenger RNA of Zerene cesonia (dogface butterfly), 1586 nucleotides long. RefSeq lists its product as uncharacterized. The record is from RefSeq and is a predicted model, not a curated record. The coding region runs from base 49 to 1308 and encodes 419 amino acids. The transcript is spliced from 6 exons. Lineage: Eukaryota; Metazoa; Arthropoda; Insecta; Lepidoptera; Pieridae.
UCAGACCCGAUUCCCUAGGCAGUAGUCGAUGUCCUAGAUACAUCCGAUAUGUCAACCAUAACGCUAGAAUUCCUACAGGAUUUAUUGAAAGCAGAGUACCCUAAUGUUGCUAUUGAAGAAUAUGAAGGAGCCCCUGGAUCAAAACGCGGUGAUAACUAUACCUCCAUGGUAUACCGAAUCACGCUAAAAGGUCACAAACACCCAGACUCCGAAGAAAAACAACCGUGGACCGGCUCCAUCAUCUACAAAUGCCUUCCGGAAAGUAUUUUACGUCGAGAAGCCUUCAAAAGCGACGAACUUUUCUGCAACGAGGUGGCUUUUUACAAUAAAAUAUGGCCUGCCCUUUCUGCCUUUCAAGAUCAGUGGAAUCUUGCGCAUCCGUUCAAAGCAAUACCUAAAUGCUAUCUGGCGCAGAACGAUUUAGUGAUCCUAAAAGAUCUGAAGGAUCUGGGGUUUGUGAUGCCGGACAGGAGGCAGGGUCUAACGGUGGAGCAAUGCUAUUUCGUUCUCAAGCAUUUAUCUCAUUUCCACGCUCUGUCUCUCGCAAUGAAGUGCUACAACCCCGAAGGAUUUUAUGAGCUAUUGAAUAUACAGGACGGAAUUUCAGAAGUAUUCUUCUUAUCCGAAAACGAAGAGUACUACAAAAGUUAUUAUACAGAAGCCAUUCGGAACGCGAUAGCUAUGGUUGAACAAGAGUUACGGGACUGCCCUGACAGAGAGAAGUAUCUGGCCAGGUUCAAGAGCUUCUGCAGUGAAGACACCUUCUUCCAAACCAUGGUGGACAUGGUGGCGCCAAGGGAACCGUUAGCUGUCAUCUGCCAUGGCGACUGCUGGACUAAUAAUUUACUAUUUCGAUACGUUAACGGCGAUAUCGCUGAAAUGUACAUAGUAGACUUCCAGCUAGCUCGUUACUCCUCUCCAGCACUAGAUCUCGCCUUCCUCCUGUACCUGUGCCUAGAUCGGCAGCAGCGAGCUGACCACAUGACGUCCCUCUUGGAGUACUAUACGGAGGAACUUCACACGAGAGUGUCGGAGAUGAGUGGGGAUAACGCGCUGGAUAGAGACACGAUUUCGUCUAUGAUCCAAGAAGAGUUCCGAGACAGCAGCCGUUUUGGUCUCGGCAUUGCGUUAGAUAUGUACCCCAUAAUGACCUGCGACAGCGAUGAAGCACCUAACUUAUAUCAAGCCAAGGAGAGUGAGAUAACUCCAUCUCAUGACUGCGUAAAGCCAGUGUGGACUUCAAACGCGGCGUGCAGAAAGAAAAUGGCCGACCUCGUUAUAGAGCUGGUUGACGAAGGAUUGUUAUGAAGAUAGUUAAUUUCGGUUAUAUGCGAAUUUAUUAAUCCUAUGAUUAUUAUAUUAUUUCUGUUUAUAAGUUCAUAUGUGAUUAUUCUAAACGUUUUUAAAUUAGAAUGAAUGUGUUUUUACAUGCUGUGGUUUAACAGAAAAAAGUAACUAAUUUUGUUUAUAAACUGUAUGUAUACACUUAAAUUUGUUUGGUUGCGUUAUGUAUGCAAACAGAUUUUAAUAAUUGUAGCAAUAAUUAUUAUAUGUCUCUAUUACUUACACUUAUUUUUAUUUUUGGA